Molecule: messenger RNA, 1251 nt
Organism: Tupaia belangeri chinensis (Chinese tree shrew)
Lineage: Eukaryota; Metazoa; Chordata; Mammalia; Scandentia; Tupaiidae
Gene: TBC1D20
Product: TBC1 domain family member 20
Biological process (GO): endoplasmic reticulum to Golgi vesicle-mediated transport; positive regulation of GTPase activity
Cellular component (GO): endoplasmic reticulum membrane
Molecular function (GO): GTPase activator activity
Source: RefSeq, a predicted model, not a curated record
GGCGCCGAGAAGGCAGACUUUAGUGCCAAAAGAAAAAAGAAAGUGGCAGAGAUAAACCAGGCACUGAACAGUGAUCCCACUGACGUGGCUGCACUUAGACGCAUGGCUAUCAGUGAAGGAGGGCUCCUGACAGACGAGAUCAGACGGAAAGUGUGGCCCAAGCUCCUUAAUGUUAACACCAGUGACCCACCACCUCUAUCAGGGAAGAACCUACGGCAGACGAGCAAGGACUACCAACAAGUGCUCCUGGACGUCAGGCGGUCUCUGCGGCGCUUUCCUCCUGGCAUGCCAGAAGAACAGAGAGAAGGGCUGCAGGAAGAACUCAUCGACGUCAUCCUCUUCGUCUUAGAGCGCAACCCUCAGCUGCACUACUACCAGGGCUACCAUGACAUUGUGGUCACAUUCGUAGGCGAGAAGCUGGCGACAUCUUUGGUAGAGAAAUUGUCUACCCACCACCUCAGGGAUUUCAUGGAACCGACGAUGGACAACACCAAGCAUAUACUAAACUAUCUGAUGCCCAUCAUUGACCAGGUGAAUCCAGAACUCCAUGACUUCAUGCAGAGUGCUGAGGUGGGGACCAUCUUUGCCCUCAGCUGGCUCAUCACCUGGUUUGGGCAUGUCCUGUCCGACCUGCGGCAUGUCGUGCGGUUAUACGACUUCUUCCUGGCCUGCCACCCGCUGAUGCCCAUUUACUUCGCAGCUGUGAUCGUGUUGUAUCGCGAGCAGGAAGUCCUGGACUGUGACUGUGACAUGGCCUCGGUCCACCACCUGUUGUCCCAGAUCCCUCAGGACCUGCCCUAUGAGACACUGAUCAGUAGAGCAGGAGACCUCUUUGUCCAGUUCCCCCCGUCCGAACUUGCUCGGGAGGCAGCUGCCCAGCAGCAGGCUGAGAGAACUGCAGUCUCUACCUUUAAAGACUUUGAGCUGGUGUCAGCCCAGCAGAGGCCUGAUAUGGUGCUGCGGCAGCGCUUUCGGGGACUUCUGCGAACUGAGGAUCGAACAAAAGAUGUCCUGACCAAACCAAGGACCAACCGCUUUGUGAAACUGGCCGUAAUGGGGCUGACGGUGGCACUUGGAGCAGCCGCGCUGGCUGUGGUGAAAAGUGCCCUGGAGUGGGCCCCCAAGUUUCAGCUGCAGCUGUUCCCCUGAAAGCCAGAGAAGACACUUCCUCUUCCAUUACUUAAGGUCUCACCCUUCCAUGGAAGGAUUAGGAGGGGGUAGAAUUUCCUUUAUUAAAAGGGUUUCUGUCAA